UUGGUCCGUUGUAAAGAGUUUCCCGAUUAUUGUUGCUGCCCAAAGCUGCUGCGUACCAAGUCUGUCCACCUGAAACCGCGUGCUAGUCUUAUUUUGGAUAUCCCACACUGCUUCCGUGGUUAUUCCUGAAACUAUUAUUGUCUUGAUCAGUCAAUAAUUGUUGCUUUUUGCUUUUUCUUACCUUUUCUUUUCCACUUGAUCUUGGGACAACAACAAGAUGGCCACUGCUAUGCAUGACGACGAAUACCGCUCCAUGCCCCCUACCGGGGGCGAAGGCUGUCGCCCUCCUGGCGACCACCUUGAGACAGGCCGAGCUGUCGACCCCCACUCGUCCGUGGAGGACUACAGCCGAGUCAUGCUCGAAUACACCCAACGCCGGAUGGCGGAUUUCACCGACCUAGACGACGAAAAGGGAUCCAGCCGGAGCAGCCGCAGCAGCCAAACCAGCGGCAAUAGCGGCAGCUCGACCAGCGGCAUGCUUGCCCGUCAAGCUGCCGGCGCGACUAGUGCGGCUCACGAUAGCUCCGAAUCUACCAGACGCAAGUCCGGCGUGAACUCGGCCGACCUGUCCUUCUGAAGGCUUACCCGGGUGAGGAAGGGGCAGCUGUAGUGGCUGCUUCCCUCAUCUGGCUUGGGGACGAGUUCACGAAUUACGUUUUACGGUGGAGUCUGUGGACAAUCUGGGGAGGCACGUCGUCCAAGAC
Molecule: messenger RNA, 704 nt
Organism: Aspergillus welwitschiae
Lineage: Eukaryota; Fungi; Ascomycota; Eurotiomycetes; Eurotiales; Aspergillaceae
Exons: 2
Coding region: 218-577 (119 amino acids)
Source: RefSeq, a predicted model, not a curated record